Molecule: messenger RNA, 1194 nt
Organism: Hirsutella rhossiliensis
Lineage: Eukaryota; Fungi; Ascomycota; Sordariomycetes; Hypocreales; Ophiocordycipitaceae
Product: BAR domain-containing protein
Exons: 4
Coding region: 1-1194 (397 amino acids)
Biological process (GO): actin cortical patch localization; endocytosis; plasma membrane tubulation
Cellular component (GO): mating projection tip; medial cortex; Rvs161p-Rvs167p complex
Molecular function (GO): protein binding; lipid binding
Source: RefSeq, a predicted model, not a curated record
AUGAGCUUCAAAGGCUUCCAGAGGAGCCUCACGCGGGCGCCGCAGCAGUUCAAGGCCAAGUUCAACAUUGGCGAACACACAAAGGACGCCGUCUACAUCGACGCCGAGCGCCGCUUCCAGGAGCUCGAGACGGAGACCAAGAAGCUCCACGAUGAGUCCAAAAAGUACUUCGACGCCAUCAACGGCAUGCUCACCCACCAAAUCGAGUUCAGCCAGGCCGUCUCCGAAAUAUACAAGCCCAUCUCCGGCCGCGUGUCCGACCCCGACUCCAUCAAGCCAGAGGGCAACCCCGAGGGCAUCCGCGCCUGCGAGGAGUACGAGGCCAUUGUCAAGGAACUGCAGGAGACGCUAGCGCCAGAGCUGGAAAUGAUUGACAGUAGGGUGAUUCGCCCGGCAAACGAGUUGCUAGACGUCAUCAAGGUCAUCCGCAAGACCGUCGUCAAGCGAGAACACAAGAAGCUCGACUACGACCGGCAUCGCCUCGCCCUCAAGAAGCUGCAAGACAAAAAGGACCGCACCCCAAAGGACGAAAAGGCCCUAUGGAAGGCCGAGAGCGACAUGGAGCAGGCCACGCAGGAAUUCGAGUACUUCAAUGACCUUCUCAAGGACGAGCUGCCCAGGCUCUUCACCCUCGAGAGCCAGUUCAUCCAGCCGCUCUUCCAGUCCUUUUACUAUAUGCAGCUCAACAUCUUCUACACGCUGCACGAGCGCAUGCAGCGUUGCGACAUUGGAUACUUUGACCUGACGCGCGAGAUAGAAGAGGCUUUUUACGACAAACGCGGCGACAUCCAAGACCGCGCCGAGGCCCUGGCCAUUUGCCGCUUCAAGACGACGGGCCGUCCACGUCCGCCCAAAUACGGAGCUCGCCCGGCCCUCGAGGGCGCCGAACACAACCCGCCCCCCCCUUACUCUCCCUUAAACAAGCCCACGAGCCCCGGCCUGUCAGCCAUCGCGGCGUCCAAACCCAAGCCGCCGCCCCCCAAGCCCAAGCCCAGCCGGCUGAGUGGCGCCCCGGCCGUGGAGACGGUGACGGCGCUGUACGACUACUCGGCACAGGCCGAAGGCGACCUGAGCUUCCGUACAGGUGAUGUCAUUGAGAUUGUGCAAAGGACACAAAACGAGAACGAGUGGUGGACUGGGCGACUGCAGGGCAAGCAGGGGCAGUUUCCAGGCAACUAUGUCAAGGCGAAUUAA